Messenger RNA from Monodelphis domestica (gray short-tailed opossum), 1612 nucleotides. The record is from RefSeq and is a predicted model, not a curated record. NCBI's taxonomy places the organism in Eukaryota, Metazoa, Chordata, Mammalia, Didelphimorphia, Didelphidae.
AGCGGGCGCUUGUUGUUCUCGGGUUGAGGGAGGCGGAGGCGGCUUCCUGUGUUUGUCUGUCUCUAGCUGUGUUGCUAUAGUCGGGCGCUGAAGGCAGCCAGAGCCGGAUCGGUGGUAGGGCCAUGUCGCGGAGGUCGCCCGCAGAGGCGGGCGGGACCCAGAGGAGAGGGCUGUCGCUGCGAAGUUUUCCUCGGUUACAGCGCGGCCCGAGCGAAGGCCGCAGCGUCGUAGCCCCUAGGGACUGAAGAGCCUCUCGGACCUCGGGAUUUCCUGGUACCGUGCAGCUGGACGCCCCAGUCAGGCACACUUUCUUUGCUGCCCUAACCCAAGGCCCUUGACUUCCUUGGCCCUGGCCCCUGCAGAAGAUGAAGCUCUUAGAAAACUCCAGUUUUGAGGCGAUCAACUCCCAGCUAACGGUGGAGACAGGUGAUGCCCACAUCAUUGGCAGGCUGAGCAAGAGCCAGGGAGGGGAAGAUGAAGGGCCACUGAGUGAUAAGUGCAGCCGAAAGACCCUCUUCUACCUGAUUGCUACUCUCAAUGAGUCCUUCCGGCCUGAUUAUGACUUCAGCACCGCCAAGAGCCACGAGUUCAGCCGGGAACCUAGCCUCAACUGGGUGGUGAAUUCAGUAAAUUGCAGCCUGUUCUCUGCAGUUCGUGAAGAUUUUACUGCUCUGAAGCCUCAGCUCUGGAAUGCAGUAGAUGAAGAGAUUUGCCUGUCUGAGUGUGAUAUCUACAGCUACAAUCCUGACCUGGACUCUGACCCCUUUGGUGAAGAUGGCAGCCUCUGGUCCUUCAACUACUUUUUCUACAACAAGCGGCUCAAGCGCAUAGUGUUCUUCAGCUGCCGAUCAAUCAGCGGCUCUACCUACACUCGAUUAGAAGCUGGCCAUGAAUUGGACAUGGACUUGGGAGAAGAGGAAGAGGAGGAGGAAGAAGAAAGAGGGGGGAGCAGCAGUGAGGGGGCAGCUGAGGAGACCAGCACCAUGGAGGACAGGCUCCAGGUGAUCUGCAUGUGAGAGGUGCCAGAACCACUCAUCUUCACUGCUCUUGGGCGGGGACUUUUCCUGUCUGCUCGACCCCCACGGGCCUCCCAGUUGGCCAUCCCUCUGCAACCAGCUGGGCUUAGCCCUCCUAGCACUUUGGCUCCAGACUGUGAGCAACUGACUCUUCCUCCAAACCUUUCCCAUUCCUAAGGAACCAGCACCAGAGCCCCUGCCUUCUCCCUCAUGCUGCCUAGCCCUGGACUCUUGGGGUAGGAUUGAGUCCCACUGACUGUGUCCUUGGGGGCGGCAGGGCUAGCUUUGACCUACUCCCUUGGGCUCCCAGAUUGUAUUUUUAUAUUUUGUACAGGGGCACUAGCUCCUCUUUCCCCCACCAUACUCCACCCCAAGUCCCUGGGGGCUGGUGGGGGAGGAUGCUGUACUCUGGGCCUGCUGGUAGUAGUCUGGACUCUGGGCACAGCCUUCACCUAGUGGUGCUGGGGCAGGGCAGGAUGGGACCCAGGCCCCAGGCCCCUCCUACCUCGGCCCAGCCCUGAAGGGCAGCCAGUGUGCACUGAGGGGUCACUUUGCUGCAGCUCUGUGUUUGUCUCCAAUAAAGUUUCUGUGACUUA